AUGGACUCUGGUGUUUCAGAGAAUAAUUUGUUUUUACCUGAAUUAAUUAAUAUGAUGGGGCCUUUACUUAGUGGAACACUAUUUCCUUACAAUAAUAAUACAGAGAAAGCAAACGCAAAUGCGCUUUUUAAUUCAAUUAAAGAAAAAAGUAAAGUAUUAACAAAUUGCUUUUCAAGUGCUCCUUCAUGCCAUGUAAACAAUUUUUUAAUGAGUUUUGAAGAUGAAAAUCCACAAAUUUAUUUAGAUAAUAAACAAUUUGUUUUGAGUUUCAACAAAAGAGAUGACCCAAAUUCAUGGUUAUCUUCAGACAAUAACUCAAAUUGCAGUUCAAAAAAACAUAUAUUAAUAAGUGACUUAAUAAAAGAAAUUCAGGACGAUGAUAACCAUUGGCUUGGAGAGGUACUCCAUUUAGAAUCUAAAAGGAUUCAGAAUAGAGUAAACGAAUGUAAAAUGAGAUACGGUGCAAUUUUAAAUUUUUUGAUCGCAAAUUCAUCUGCGAUUCCGAUUCUCGUAAAAAACAAAAAUAGAAAAAUUAACGCAUUAAAUACCUGUAAAAACGCUUAUCAGAGCGAAUACUGCUACAAAUUAGAAAAAUAA
Messenger RNA from Cryptosporidium ubiquitum, 597 nucleotides. RefSeq lists its product as uncharacterized. NCBI's taxonomy places the organism in Eukaryota, Apicomplexa, Conoidasida, Eucoccidiorida, Cryptosporidiidae. The record is from RefSeq and is a predicted model, not a curated record. The coding region runs from base 1 to 597 and encodes 198 amino acids. The transcript has a single exon.